Molecule: messenger RNA, 381 nt
Organism: Ambispora leptoticha
Lineage: Eukaryota; Fungi; Glomeromycota; Glomeromycetes; Archaeosporales; Ambisporaceae
Source: the annotation of a GenBank genome assembly
AUGCUAAAUAAACAUGAAGAAAUUCAAAAGACAGUCCAAGAGGCCUUUUCUAGAAAACUUCAACAACUACCUACCUAUACUAAAGCAGUAGUCACUACACUUUAUUAUAUAUACCAAUUCGACCAACUACCUGAGAAGUACUUUGCAAACCUAGACCUUCUUCCAACUAACCUGGCCAAUCUUCAUCUAGCAGUAAGAGACCUAUUCCCAAGCACUGAUAGAAAAUGCCUUAGAGAAUUAGACAACUAUAAAAGAAAACUCAGCCAAUACUACGAGGUGAAAACAAUAUCACCAGACUACUUUGACCUACCACAACCCAAAGUUCGCCUAUCCUGGCAUACCAAGAUCUUAGUUAUAAAUAUAGAAGCUACUUCUCACUAG